CCAUAUUCACACGCUAUCUUUCCGAACUUAAUAAUUUUGUGAGCUUUUUCGGCAAACAUCUCUUUUCUCCGGUAAGCGUGGCCACAUUGGUAUAGCACACUGCUUCAAACAAUAGUGUGUGCAUUACUACCCCGUUACAAGACCAAUUUAGCUCGCUGCAAGUUGGAAUGACUUCAAUCAUGGGGGAGAGAGCAUGGGAGUGUUUCUCGUAUGUACUGGCGAUCAUCCUCGGCGUAUGCUUCCUUGCUCUUGUCAAGAGUUUACCUCAGCGCAAACGAGAAGUGAACAAGAUACCACCGGGUCCCAAAGGUUGGCCCGUCAUUGGAAGUCUGAUGCAUCUUACAGGCAAAGGGAGAGAUGGAUUUCUCUUUAGUCUUGUUCGGAAGUACGGAGCAGUUUACAGUUUACGCCUUGGAAGUCAGCUUGUGGUGGUGGUGAACCGCUACCAUGACGAAAUGCGAACGCUGCUUCUUGAUGGGCACGUUUUGAGCGAAAGGGCGCCGAUAGAGUCUCUUGAUAGCUACUUUAAAGGACGAGGAAUUGCUGGUGCUAAAUACAGUGGCGGCUGGAAAGAUGUUCGAAAAUUCACUCUCUGUAUCUUCAAAUCUCUUGGUUUGGGUAGGAGAUGCUUUGAACAUAACGUACUUUGUGAACUCGACUACUUAUUGCUGGAUGUUGAACAACAUUUUUUAAAUAAGGAGGACUUUGAUCCAAUGUUUUUAUUCAAUAACGCCACUGCAAAUGUCAUUGGAUCUGUCGUCUACGGACAAAGAUUUGAGCGUAACGAUGAGGUAUUUGAAACCAUGAAAGCUGCACUUCAUCGCAGCUUGAGACUCGUCCAGUACGGUGGAGCUACCACCUUCCUGCCCUUCAUGCGCUACCUUCCUACCUUACCUGGUCUCAAAGCUUUUUACCGAGAAAUGAACACAGUCAUUUGCUGUCAUAAAAUUUUCAUCGAUAAACAUAAACGUGAACUUGCAAACAGAGACGGUAAGGCCACAAACUUCAUAGACGCUUACCUGGACAACUCAUUGCAAGGAGAAAGCCCCUCGUCAGCCUUCCGGCAUGACUCGCUCGCUUUCUUGAUCAAUGAUCUGUUUAUGGCAGGCACAGAAACAUCUGCAACAGUACUUACUUGGGCAAUUCUGUCAUUAGUUGUCCACCCGCUUAUUCAGAAACGCAUCCACCAAGAGAUUGACUCAGCAGUUCCUUCUAAUAGGCAGAUAACCCUACAAGACAAGCCAAACCUUCCUUAUACCCAAGCAGUUCUUCUCGAAAGCCUGCGAUAUGGAAGUGUCGUGCCGGCUGUCAUGAGGGCAACUACUCAAGACACUACCAUCUCGGAGUUCGCGGUUCCAGCAGGGACAAUCAUCAUGUUGAACUAUCACUACGCCAACUUCGAUCCUGACGUGUGGAAGGACCCUGAUGAAUUCAAGCCGCAGCGCUUCCUGGACAGUGAGGGAAACGUUAUUCAUCGAAAGGAGCUCAUUCCAUUCAGUAUUGACCCAGUAGAUUGGCCUGAUCGGAGAUGGAAUUGA
Acanthaster planci (crown-of-thorns starfish) is the source of this 1538-nucleotide messenger RNA. RefSeq names its product cytochrome P450 2U1-like. Gene Ontology annotation, cellular component: intracellular membrane-bounded organelle; cytoplasm. NCBI's taxonomy places the organism in Eukaryota, Metazoa, Echinodermata, Asteroidea, Valvatida, Acanthasteridae. The record is from RefSeq and is a predicted model, not a curated record. Gene Ontology annotation, molecular function: steroid hydroxylase activity; oxidoreductase activity, acting on paired donors, with incorporation or reduction of molecular oxygen, reduced flavin or flavoprotein as one donor, and incorporation of one atom of oxygen; iron ion binding. Gene Ontology annotation, biological process: xenobiotic metabolic process.